UUGGGCACUUUUUGGGUCAUACUGCUGUGGUAAUAUUUAGGGCAUUCGAAUAGUGUUCAUCUAUUGCGAAUCUUUUGGAGCAAGAGAAAAGUAAUAAUAUCGACAAAAAUGGCUUUCCGCAUACCCUUUGGCAAGAAGCACGCUGAGAUCGCGACUUCCUUCAUCCGAUCUGGAGCUGGAUUUGGAGGAGCUGCGGGUCUGGCCGUGCUCUACUACACCGACUGGAAACUGGUCCUGCAGUACGUGCCCAUCUACGGAUCCAAGUUCGACAAAAGCGAGUAACUCCACAUCCUUAGUGCAAUCCACUAUAGCCUCGAUGUUUAGCUUGGAGAAUAAAAUAAGUUAAAACAA
This is a messenger RNA of Drosophila subpulchrella, 351 nucleotides long. RefSeq names its product cytochrome b-c1 complex subunit 10 (gene UQCR-6.4). The record is from RefSeq and is a predicted model, not a curated record. Gene Ontology annotation, cellular component: mitochondrial inner membrane. The transcript is spliced from 2 exons. Bases 109 to 282 code for a protein of 57 amino acids. Gene Ontology annotation, biological process: mitochondrial electron transport, ubiquinol to cytochrome c. NCBI's taxonomy places the organism in Eukaryota, Metazoa, Arthropoda, Insecta, Diptera, Drosophilidae.